Juglans microcarpa x Juglans regia is the source of this 2211-nucleotide messenger RNA. Its product is annotated as wall-associated receptor kinase-like 8. Lineage: Eukaryota; Viridiplantae; Streptophyta; Magnoliopsida; Fagales; Juglandaceae. The transcript is spliced from 3 exons. Gene Ontology annotation, molecular function: polysaccharide binding; ATP binding; calcium ion binding. Bases 1 to 2211 code for a protein of 736 amino acids. Gene Ontology annotation, cellular component: plasma membrane. Gene Ontology annotation, biological process: protein phosphorylation; cell surface receptor signaling pathway. The record is from RefSeq and is a predicted model, not a curated record.
AUGGUAGUGCGUUUGGUGCUAAUUCAGAGCAUUUUCUUUUUGUCUUCAUUUAAUUCAUUUGCACAACCUGCAUCAACGCUAUUUACUAAAGAUGGAUGCCAAGAGUUCUGCGGGAGUGUUCGCAUUCCUUACCCUUUUGGAAUUGGAGCUGAUUAUUGCUAUCUUGACCCUUGGUUUGAAAUUGUUUGUGAAACGGAAUCUUUCGGCAGCACUACUACUCACAAGCCUUUGUUGAAGAGCAUCAAAGGCCGCCUGGAGGUGCUAGGUAUUUCCUCACGAGCUAGUACCCUUACCGUUAACUAUAACGUAUCUGCGAGUUGUAGUACUAAUGGUCCAACGGCCAAGAACAAUAUGGAGUUUGAAAAAAGUCCUUUCGCCUUCUCGGAGAACAACAACAUCUUCAUUGCCAUGGGUUGCAACAACUCUGCCUCGAUGUGGUCGCUGGAUGAACGCAUUAGUUUUGGUGGGUGCAAGUCGCCAUGUGAAAAAGCUGAGUUCAUCAAUGGAAGUCGCGGUUGUGAUGGCAGAUCUAACUGCUGCCAAACUGAAAUCCCUUACGAUCUCAACUCUUUCAUUACAACUAUUGAGCCCAAAAAUAAUUCCAGUAUUAAUGGAUCGUCAUCAGAAUGCAACUAUGCGUUCUUGGUUGAAAAAAAUUGGUUCGAGAAAAAUUUCACAAUUCUAUACCCAAAAUUAUCUGUUCCAGUGGUAUUGAAAUGGGGGAUUGAUCGCAAUAAAUUCCCUUCAAAACUUUUCCAUGGUCGCAAGCAGUACCGCUGUGAUCUCCACUAUCCUACUAUGUUGGGUAAUCACAACUUCACUAUCUCCACCUAUACAUGUGCUUGUGCUCCAGGCUACAACGGAAAUCCCUAUCUUCCUCAACUUCAUGGAUGUCAAGAUAUUGACGAAUGUGAAAAUCCAGAGCUCAAUCGUUGUACUGAUUCUCGAUGUAAAAAUACUGAUGGGGGUUACCAUUGUACAGACACUAUAAAUUCGAUAAUUAUAGGUAUUAGCACAAGCCUUGGAGCAUUAUUUCUGAUUUGUGGUGGAUGGUGGUCAUACAAGGUGAUCAAGAAAAGGAAGAGGAUGAAACAAAGGGAGAAGCUCUUCCAACGAAAUGGUGGAUUAUUAUUACAACAACAAUUAUCCAUGACGGAAGCCAAUGUUGAAAACACUAAAUUGUUUAAUCAAAAAGAAUUGGAGAUGGCCACUAACUAUUUUCAUGUAAAUAGAAUACUUGGACAAGGAGGUCAAGGCACUGUUUACAAAGGCAUGUUGGCAGAUGGAAGAAUCGUUGCAAUAAAAAAAUCCAAAGUGAUGGAUGAAGGAAAACUCAAAGAGUUCAUUAAUGAAGUUGUCAUCCUUUCAGGAAUUAAUCAUAGGAAUGUGGUUAAGCUACUUGGAUGUUGUUUGGAAACAGAAGUUCCACUGCUGGUUUAUGAAUAUGUUCCUAAUGGGACUCUUUUCCAAUACCUCAGUGACCAAAAUGAGGAGUUUCCACUAACAUGGGAUAUGCGUUUGCGAAUUGCUACAGAAGUUGCAGGAGCUCUCUUUUACUUACAUUCAGUUGCUUCGUCACCCAUUUAUCAUCGGGACAUCAAGUCUUUAAAUAUACUCUUAGAUGGUAAGCACAUAGCGAAAGUAGCAGACUUUGGGAUUUCAAGAUCUAUUGCUAUUGAUCAAACCCAUUUGAGCACAUUAGUGCAUGGAACUUUUGGAUACAUAGAUCCCGAAUAUUUUCGAUCAGGCCAAUUUACAGAAAAGAGUGAUGUUUAUAGUUUUGGUGUUGUUCUUGCGGAGCUCUUAACUGGAGAAAAAGCGGUCUCUUCAACAAGGUCUCCAGCUACCAAAAGUUUAGCCUCAUAUAUCAUUAGUUCAAUGGAAGAGAAUAUUCUGUUUGAUAUUCUUGAUAAUCAAGUUUUGAAAGAAGCUAAAAAGCCGGAGAUUGUAUUGGUUGCAGACCUUGUAAAAAGAUGCGUGUAUUGGAACGGAAGGAAUCGGCCUACAAUGAAAGAGGUCACAAUGGAGUUAGAGGCAAUUCAAAUGUCCCGAAAUGCUUCCAAUCUGGAGCAAGAUUAUAACGAAGAGAUUGAAUUUGUCAGAAGUGAAGUUUACAUUCAAUCAUGUGAUACUUCUAAAUCAAAAAUGACUUGUACGGAUAGUACUGGGGUAACCUCAUUUAUGGAUUCCCACCCAUUUUUAUCGUCCUAG